AUGAUAGAUACAAAGUCAUCUAAUAGUCGUUCAUCAUCGUCAUCGAAAAUUGUGAAAGCUGCAGAAAAACCACGCGAAAUUGAUCAAUGGAAUACAUGUGAAAGAACAAUUAAAAUAUCGAAUAUUCCAUCUUGGAUUUCCAGUGAAGAACUGAAAAUAAUUUGUUCAGCUCAACCAAUUGAGCGUAUUCAUACCCGGGACGAACAAUCCAAUAGCUGCAUCCAAACGGAUUUCGAUCGGAUUACGAUAGGUUUCUGCAGGAUUCGAAGUAAAUCCGGGUUGUGA
Messenger RNA from Rotaria socialis, 285 nucleotides. NCBI's taxonomy places the organism in Eukaryota, Metazoa, Rotifera, Eurotatoria, Philodinida, Philodinidae. The record is from the annotation of a GenBank genome assembly.